AUGAAGUUUUUUGCUCUCGCUGCUCUCGCGGCGCCGCUCGUCUCGGCCAUCCAGUUCGUCGAGCCCGCCGCCAAUGCCACCCUUCACAAGGGUGACACCUUUGACCUCAAGUGGUCCACCGUCGAUACCGAUCCCACCGACUUCAGCGUCUACCUGGUCAACUUUGUCAACUGGCCUCCCUACUAUGCGCCUUUGGCCUAUAACGUUGAGCCUUCCUCCGGCGAGCUCAGCGUGACCAUCCCCUGCGACAUUGAUAGCUCCUAUGGCUGGCAAUUCAAUGCCAUUAACGGGACCAACGUCUACGUUAUAUAUGCCCAGACGCCCAAGUUCUUCAUCAGCGGUGGUCCCUGCUCGGUUGAUUCGCCCUUCCCGACCGGGGCGCCUUCUGUCUGCGCGCCGGAGGCCACCGUCACCGUCACGGUGAGCACAACCCUUUCGCAGUCCUCCUUCUCCACUCUUCUCUACGCCAACUCUACCGGAAUCGCCAGCCCUACCACUCUGAAGCCCGCCACCAUUACCAAGUCCCCCCUCCCUGGAAAGUGUCCUGACACCAUUGGCUGGGGCCCCUCAGGCUACGAUAAUCCCGUAACUCUGACCGCUAUCCCUACCGGUCCCGGUGACAUCCCCGCCGCGCCCACCGUCACCGCUCCCCCCGUCGCCAACGGCGCUGCGUUCUCGAGCAAGGCUGGCAGCACGAGCACCAUCUACCACACCGUCUACAAGGAUCUCUCUGAGGUCCAGGGUUGCGUGUGCUAA
This is a messenger RNA of Sordaria macrospora k-hell, 756 nucleotides long. RefSeq lists its product as uncharacterized. NCBI's taxonomy places the organism in Eukaryota, Fungi, Ascomycota, Sordariomycetes, Sordariales, Sordariaceae. The record is from RefSeq and is a predicted model, not a curated record.